Salpingoeca rosetta is the source of this 1499-nucleotide messenger RNA. RefSeq lists its product as uncharacterized. Gene Ontology annotation, molecular function: 3'-5'-RNA exonuclease activity. The transcript has 6 exons. Lineage: Eukaryota; Choanoflagellata; Craspedida; Salpingoecidae. The record is from RefSeq and is a predicted model, not a curated record. The coding region runs from base 55 to 1227 and encodes 390 amino acids.
GGAAGAGUUGUUGAAGACGUAAACAAUUUUCGGUAGGACCAAACGCCAACAACGAUGCUGAAGCGCGAGUGGGUGUGUGCUGAUGAUGGUGGCACUGAUGUCGGUGUGCAGGAGGGGUUGAAGGAGAUGCCAACAAAACAGGAAGAAGGCACAGAAGAGGCGCAAGACAACAGCAUCGUCGUUUGCGAAUUCAACGUGCUUGCCAACGGCUUGGCGCAACACGGCAAGUUUUCGCGGUGCGAUGCAGAGUACUUGACGUGGGAGCACCGAUCGCCGUUGCUGCGCGAUGAGAUUGCACGCAUUCGUGCUGAUAUAUUUGGCUUGGCAGAAUGCAACGAAUUCGACACCUUCUGGGAACCCAUGUUUGCUGAGGAGGGCUAUGAUGUGGUGUACUGUGCAAAGAGCAAGAGCCCCGCACAGCGGUUUGGUGGCACUGCGGAUGGCUGCUGCAUUGCCGUGCGCAGGGAUCGGUUUCGCGUCGUCUCCAAACUGCAGCGCGACGAUGCGCCGGUCGCCGUCGCUGCUCAGCUCCUCGACAUCACAACCCAACAGCAUUUGCUGGUGUGCAUGUGCCACUUGAAGUCUGGGCGCACGUUCGGUGACAUGCGAAGUGCCCAGAUGGAGAUGUUGCUUGCAAGCAUCAGCGAGUUUGAGGAGGGCCUUUCUCGUCCUUGCCCCACAGCCAUUAUGCUUGGCGAUUUUAACGCCCAUAGUGAUGAGAUGUGCGUGACCAUGUGCGAGGAAGCUGGCUUCACCAAGGUGUUUUCCGAUGUCAAGCACUACCCCUGGACCACCUGGAAGUAUCGCCACGGCCCAUCCGCUGACCCAAAGGAUGAAGUUGAGCAGAAGCACACAAUUGACCACAUCCUCGCGCGCCCCGCUACCCGCCUUGUCUCCUACCUCGCCCUUCCGUCCGACGAUGAAGUGACGCAAGGCUGCUUCCCCUCUGCUACGUUCCCCAGUGACCACGUGAGCGUUGCUGUGCGCAUCGCAUGGGGUCCGAACCGAGAGGGCAGCGAAGACCACGGUGACAGCGAUCAGACCGAGGCGGUUGAGUGCGUUGAGCGCAUUGAAGAAGACCAUGAAGGAGACACAGCGGGGAAGGGGACAGAGAACGGUGCUCCAGGUGCUACAGGCGUAACACGUGCUGGUACCAGCGCUGGAGAGAGCGAGCGACAACCGCAAACGCCCAACAGAGCCGAUGACGACAGAAGCGACAGCCACUGAUGUGGGGUUGCGUGCGUGUGUGCUUGUGCUCUGCGACAUUGUCCCCAAUCCCGCUUUGCUUGCCACCACACGAGUGGCGAUUGAUUCAAAUGCCUGGUAUCAAUGCUCACAUGCUGCAUGCACUCGCAGCAGUGCCCUUCCCCGCCCCAAUGCCACGUAUUUUUGUCUCUCCCCGUGUUUGCGAUGCGUUCUGUUCGACAACUAGAUUUCUUGUUGCCAGGUUGUUAUUUGUGGACGUUGUUAUGACAUGAAAGAUGACAUGAAAAUUUUGC